This is a messenger RNA of Fonsecaea nubica, 771 nucleotides long. RefSeq names its product lactam utilization protein lamB. Gene Ontology annotation, biological process: carbohydrate metabolic process. NCBI's taxonomy places the organism in Eukaryota, Fungi, Ascomycota, Eurotiomycetes, Chaetothyriales, Herpotrichiellaceae. The transcript has 3 exons. The record is from RefSeq and is a predicted model, not a curated record. The coding region runs from base 1 to 771 and encodes 256 amino acids.
AUGGCGCCUCCACCAAUCAAACACAAAGCCUUGCUGAAUGUCGAUCUGGGUGAAGGGUACGGCAAUUAUGUCUGCGGUCCAGAUCUGGAGUUGCUGCCGUUGAUUGACCACGCAAAUGUCGCAUGUGGCUUUCAUGCGGGAGAUCCACUGAUAAUGCAGGAGACUGUGCGGAACUGUAAGAAGCACAAUAUCAAAGUCGGGGCACACCCCGGGCUUCCUGAUAUACAAGGUUUCGGUCGACGCGAGAUCAAAAUGUCUCCCGAGGAGCUGACGGCUAUCACUGUGUACCAAGUUGGUGCAUUGAAGGGUUUCCUUGACCAGGAAGGCGUGCCCCUACAUCAUGUCAAACCCCACGGCAUUCUGUACGGAAUGAUGUGCCGUGAUUAUGAGGUUGCCAAAGCCGUUAUGCAAGGAGUUCCCAAAGGAGUCCCGGUCUUCGGUCUUGCAGGGACGAACAUGGAGAAGGCGGCCAACGAUCUCGGGAUCACCUUUUGGGCGGAAAUGUAUGGAGAUGUGAAAUACAGCAACGAUGGCAUGCUUGUCAUUGACAGGAAGAAGAAGCCCUGGAAUCUCGAAGAUGUCAGGAAACAUGUUAGUCAACAGCUCAAUUCGCAAUCCGUGACGGCCACAGAUGGCAGUGUUGUUCAGUUGCCAGUCAAGGACUAUCCGAUAUCCAUAUGUUGUCAUUCGGACUCUCCCGGGUGCCUUGGAAUAAUUAAGACCACAAAGGAAGUGAUUGAUGAGUUCAACAAGGAACAUGGAAGGAUAUGA